Sipha flava (yellow sugarcane aphid) is the source of this 1274-nucleotide messenger RNA. RefSeq names its product protein FRA10AC1 homolog. The coding region runs from base 478 to 1176 and encodes 232 amino acids. The transcript is spliced from 4 exons. Gene Ontology annotation, biological process: dephosphorylation. Gene Ontology annotation, molecular function: phosphatase activity. NCBI's taxonomy places the organism in Eukaryota, Metazoa, Arthropoda, Insecta, Hemiptera, Aphididae. The record is from RefSeq and is a predicted model, not a curated record.
UCACGAUUCAAUAACGUUUUUAUAGAUUCCUUUUAUUUAUUCUAUUAUCUAUGCUCAUAAUCUCUAAAACAACACUGAUUACCUGAUAGAGUUAUUACUCUAUGUUCCAUGAUUACGAUUUUAGAAUUUUGAUUUAUCAUAGUGAACUUGUCGGGCCUAACCUGUACAAUAACAGAUACUAUUAUAUAUGAAUAUACUCUGUGCCAUAGUGUAAGAAUAACAACUGUGCUAAUAACAUCUUAUCUCUAAUGGAUAUUUUGGUAAGCACGAAUCCAUUGAUAUACAAAACGUAAAUUCGAAUUAUUUGAGAUUAGUCAUGAUGGUUUUUAAGCGACUGAUUUAAACUUUUGACAUUUUGGUUAAUUAUAUAUAUAUAUAUAUUGAAAAUAUAGACAUUAUUUAUUGAAUGUAUAAUUAAUAUACAUUCAAUUACAAGCACUGUAACAGUUGUACGUAUUUAAAUGCCAUCCGAGUGAUAUGGAUAAAAACAAACUAUCAGUUCUACAGCCUUUUGAAUUGCACAAGCAAUUACUGGACAAAUAUCUGGAUUAUUGCAAGUCCGUUGACGUUAAAAAACGUGAAAAACGUGAUAUUGAUGUAAUACAGGAAAACCAUAAGUUUGUAUGGGAUGAAGAUGACGAAGUUGUCUCUUGGGAGCAGAAAUUGGCCAAGAAGUAUUAUGACAAGUUGUUCAAAGAAUAUUGUAUUUGUGACUUGAGCCUGUAUAAAAAGUCAAAAGUAGCAAUGCGUUGGCAAACAGAAAAAGAAAUGAUCAGUGGUAAAGGACAAUUCAUUUGCGGUAAUAGAGUUUGUAGUGAAAUUAAACAUUUACGGACAUGGGAAGUAAAUUUUAGUUAUAUGGAACAUGGGGAAAAGAAAAACACUCUAGUCAAACUAAGACUGUGUGCAGACAAAUGUUCUAAUAAAUUAAAUUAUAAACAUAAAGUUAAAGAGUUCAAACGCAAGGUUUCAAAAUCAACUAAAAGCAAGUCUACUAAACAUUUGAAAGAUCGAAGAACACCUGAUCGACAGCCUACAACUAGUGUUCAAGAUGAGGUACCAGUUACUUCUAAAAUAGUGAUUGAAGAUAAUGUGUGGUGUGAACAACUUCAAGUAGAAGAUGACAAACCUAGAGAAGAUGACUUUGAAAAUUAUUUAGAACAGCUGCUUUUGUAAAUUAAGAUGAUAUAAUAAACUGAUAAUUAUUAGUUUAUUAUUAUCCUAUUGCAUUAAACAACUUCUAUAUAAUUAUUCAAAACAAAAAUAACAAUAAC